Molecule: messenger RNA, 910 nt
Organism: Hevea brasiliensis (rubber tree)
Lineage: Eukaryota; Viridiplantae; Streptophyta; Magnoliopsida; Malpighiales; Euphorbiaceae
Product: mini zinc finger protein 2
Exons: 2
Coding region: 276-566 (96 amino acids)
Biological process (GO): regulation of DNA-templated transcription; regulation of developmental process
Cellular component (GO): nucleus
Molecular function (GO): DNA-binding transcription factor activity; transcription cis-regulatory region binding
Source: RefSeq, a predicted model, not a curated record
UAUGGUUUAACAGUGACCCAAUUGGAGAGGAGAGGUUUUACACUACUUCACAAGCUAUAAAUAUACCCUCUAGGGUUAGGGCUUGUAACAAGAACCUAAAAGGGAGCUCUCGCCCACUCAGCCUUCCCUGGUCCUCACCCUCUCCUCUUCUCUAAUCUUCCCUUUUUGCUAGAUUUUGGUCUAGCUCAGCGAACAAAAUUCCGCAAUUAUUGUGCAAACCUUUUCAAAGAUUCGAAGAAACAAGAAGAAAGUAGAGAAGAAUAAGGACUCGCAAAAUGAGGAAGCGGCAAGUGGUGGUAAGAAGAGAAGAACCUUCAUCAAGACGGUCUUCUUCUUCAUCUGUCACCGUUAGGAGUGUUAGAUAUAGAGAGUGCCAAAAGAAUCAUGCUGCGAAUGUUGGAGGUUUUGCUGUUGAUGGGUGCAGAGAGUUCAUGGCUAGUGGCGAGGAAGGCACAGAUGCUGCACUCGCUUGUGCCGCUUGUGGCUGCCACAGGAAUUUCCACAGAAGAGAAGUGGAGACUGAGGUAGUGUGCGAUUGUUCUUCGCCUUCUUCAAAUGGGACUUGAGGAUCGAAGAAAGAAGAGAGGAAAAUUGAAGAGUGUGGUGUGUUAUUUAUGAACAAAGAAGGCCAUAGGAAAUUGGUGGAAUUAAGAUGAACUAGCUCUAUUAUUAGGCUUCAAAAAUUGGAUCGAAUAAUUAAGGUUUGUAAUUGAGCCAUCAUAUUUUCGAAUCAUGAUUCCACCAAGUAGUUAGCUGGAAAGAUUGGGAAUUUGAUGGUGAAGGAUAAUGAUUUCUCAAGUGUGAUUUUUGUAAAAUUAGUGUGCAAUAGGAGACAAAUAAUUAUUUUCUCUCGUGUAAUAUUCAUUUUUGGUUAUCUAAUUGUAUGGUUAAGUGAGUAAAGCCUUUGGUA